GCGGCAGUCUGUUGGUACGGGAGCUAUGGCGGCCGAUGCUACAGAAGAGACGCGCUGCUCUCGCCCUGGUUCACUGUGACGCUGACUGUUCCACGCAAAGGCGCUUUUGAUUGUUGAAAGACAUUUCUCUGGAAGCCUUGGAGGGACAGUUCCAAAUGAAGGAGGGUGUCUAAAAACAUGAGUCUUCGAGCAACAGAGGUCCCGGGACAGGAGUGUUUCCCCUCCUCCCCGCCGCUGCCUGCGGAUCAUGUGCUCAGCUCUGGUGCAGUGCUGUUCCCCGGUGCCUUUGAUCAACAUGGCUGUCCUUUGGUCAUCUUCCCGGCCGAUAAACAGGACAAGUUGGUCUCCGAAAUAAGCAAAGCAGAAGUGGUGGACUUCGUUCAUUACUUCCUUUGCUUGCAUAAGAAGAAGCAGGAGAAGUGUGGUCUGGUGUCUGUGGUGGCUGAUCUGAGGGAAGCUUCAGCAGCCUCCACCAGGUUAAUCGCAGAGACGUUGCUUCUACUUGAGCUCAACCAGAGAACAGUUCACACGGUUUACAUUAUUCAGCCCAGAAAGAAGGAAACGGUGAAGCUGCUGCUGAAGCUGCUGGCGCCCUCAGCCAGGUCCCACACAACCUCCCUAAAGAAAGUCCUACUGAAGGAAGUCUCUCAGCUCAGCAACUACAUUGACCGCAGUCAGCUGACUGCAGCACUGGGAGGCUACCUUGUUUAUUGUCACCACAGUUGGGUUGCCUUCAUUAAGGAGAUUUAUGGAUUCAACCAGGAGUUCCUGUCUGUUGUCCACAAGCUGCCGAGAUAUGUCACCACCCUGCAGGCUCUGUCCAGGCUGCCCCUGCCGUCCACCUUCAGUGACCUGCAGAACUUCUGCUUCUCCAACGAGGCCCGGUUUGAGCAGCUCAGGAAGGAGCUGGGCCUGGAUGAUCUCCUGAAGCACUGUGAAAAUAUGGUGGAGAAGCUGCGACAUCCAGAAAAGGGGCCGUGUUACCAGGCCAUGGCUGGGACUGCACUCUUCUCUCAAACUUCAUACGACAUGCUCCAGAACCACAACAGGAUUGUCUCAGCUGUGGGGAAGGUGGAGCAGCUGUGGCAGCAGGCUUUUACUAGAGCCCGUCUUCAGCUCAAUGUCUUCCAGCUGCGAGAAGAUGCACUGCAGAUCACUGAACAGAUUGAAGUUUUUCUUCAAAAGAAGCUGCAGCCAUACAAGAUGGAAAUUGCAAAGGACGCUGAGACAGCCUCCAAGUUGGUUUCAGAAUUUGAGCUGUCGCUUCACGCUCCGGCACUGGCUCUCGUGCGCCGUGCUGAAGAUGUGGUUCACACCUUGGCUGAGAUUCUGCUUGAUAUUUACACUCAAGAGGUCUGGGUUCUGGACCUAGAGAGGCUGAAGGAGAAACUGCACUCAACUGUCCACGUCAUUCUCCAAACACUAAAAACUGUUGCUAAAUACCAUCUUUUCUAUGGCAAGGCCAGUCGCUGGCACACUCUAGUCCUCUGUGAGAACUUUCUCCAGGAUCUUUUGAGUAGUGUUGACAGCGACCGCAUGUCCACGCUGCGGCAGGACCGAGGCUGUGGGACUUUGCCUGCGUGGAGGCGGAGACUCUCUAGUUUCCUGAAGAAGCAUCCUCCUCCAGAUCUGGAGGAACUGGUUCACCUGGCACACCUGUCUAACGCCAUCCCAGAUGAUGAGGUUCAAUACUCUGGCCAACAGAUGUCUCAGCGCUGUAUCACACUGAGGAAGCUGCUUCUCUCGCCGGGACCUGUGACAGUGGGUCACAUGCAGCUGGCCUUGAAGUGGCAGUAUGAGCUCUUGCGAAGCCAGUCCUCGCCAAAGAGAGCAGACUCAUCGUUCUCGGAUUUGGGAAGUCAAAGUGUGUCAUCUAAGGAGGCAGACAUCUUGGACACAUCCACAAUAGAACGUGGCACGACGUUUGCUCAAGGCAAAAAUCCAUUUAACUCCGCCUUCCAUGGAGCAAGAGUCCGUCAUUUGGAACCCCAAGAAGUUACGGAUGGUCCUUAUGCUGAGGUUAGGAGGCCGACGAAAAUGCAGCUCCACACAGAUGGUCAGCCUGAGACGUCAUUGCCUGUUGAAAACUCCUCCAAAGCGAGCAUCCAGAUCAUUCCCAAAGUGACAAACGAUUCCCUCAACUUUGAGAUUAAAGUGAAGCGUGCAGCUGCCCGUCCCAGUAAUCCGUGGCUCAGCCUUCCUGUGGAAGAUCUGGAAAACUCCUACACUGUCACGAUUACUCAGAACCAGGCAUCUCAAAAUACAGACCUUCAGUUGGACAGUCCCUCGCAACUGGCACCUGCCAAAGGUCAAACUCUUAAGAGAGAAAUGACCAGCAGCACACACGGCAGAGUGCCUGCAAGCCGAGACCAGAUCCUUCGUUCACAUAGCACUUUAGAGGAUUCCUCGCUGAGUCCCAUUCACAGAGUCCUCUCCAGCACCAUCACUGAGGGACCAGACCAGUCGAGCUGCACCACAGAGGGUCUUCCUACUCUUCUGUGGGAUUCUUAUGAUCUUCACGAUCAGAAUACGGAUCCUUCUAAUAGUGUGAUCGACCUCUCUUUAGAAGACUGGGAUGUAAAGCAGCAGGAAGAAUUGAGAGAGGUGGAGAAGAUCCUGGACCACACGCAGGAAAUACUGGAGGAGGAAGAAAAUGUUUUGGCUCAGGAGGUUCUGCUGGAAGCUCUGGUGAGGUCUGAGGAGAACCACUGGCCUGCGUGGGAUUCUGAGGAGAGGCUUGGUGAUAUGUCAUCAAGUGACUUGGCCGACGCUGGUGUUCUGGGCUUUGAGGACGUUUAUGAAGCGUCGAGCCAGAUGUCUGAAGAGGCUCCCACGUUUGAGAGGAAGUCAGGUGGAGAGACGGCGAUUCCCAGCAGGCCGGACUUGCUGAUGGAGCUUAAGAAGGUUCAUGACUUGGACGAGCAAAUAAUGGAGGAGAACUUCAAACUCAACAAGCUCAGAGAAAGUGAAGCAAUCCCGAAACCUGAAAGUUCCAGACGAUCGUCGGUCAGGAGGAAGGAGAGGGAGGCCUUUCGAGAGCAGCUUGAGAAGGAGAAACGUGAGGUGGAAAAGUUGGAGAACAGUUUGGCUUCUGAGCAUAAAGCUAAAAGCAAAGCUAGUAAAGUGGUCAAGUGCUCUAUCAUGGAGAAGGCUCGGACUGAAAGUCUGGAGGACCAGGCGCUCUGUGACUUGCUUUUAUCAGCAAGCAAACGUUCCUCCACUGAAAACGUGCUGCAGAGUCGGCCUGAAGCGCCCAACGUGUCUCAGGAUCCGAGUGCAGAUUCCAAUGCAUCAGACACGGUGCAGAUGGUUUCCAGUUCAAAUGGUUUCGACUCUGAUUCUGAAGAACUUGACGGAAAGGAAGCUGAUCAGAAACCAGAUUUAGCUGAGUGUCCUGACACCAGGUGUAAAAGUGGGGUGAUAAUUAUAAGAACCUCGAGUGCAACUAAUGAUGAGCCAGAGGUAAAUGCUAUCCACCCGCCUGUCCCACUGCCAAGAAGGUCGUCUCUUCAAGUGCUGGAUCACCAGGGCAGCCAGAUGAGUGAUGUGCAGCAAGAGCUGGUGAAAGAUGAACAGCCCUCAGCUGCUGAAGAUGCCUUGAACACAUUGUGUUCUGGUGACAGGGAUAUUGGCUCCCCAGACUCUCUGCCUGGACCUGUGUCCGGAGGUGAAGGUGAUCACAGCCUGGUUCAGAGUGCAACAAUGGCUGAAGGUCAAGAUGGCAACCAGGCCGAAGUCCAUAGUUUGAAUCUCAAUGAAGAGUGUAACAACUGCAACAAUAACAAUAACUCAACAGCAUGGCACAUGAACAGUGUGAAAGUGGAACUAGCAGACCUCAAUGAUGGAUAUCUUAAAAGUGGCGGUCCAUCCGAGGUUUUGGUGAAACCAGAGGAGUUGCUGCAUGAUCCAGAUGGAAGAAGCAAGCGGAACGGAGACCUAGCUGGUGGCGACGAGGCGCCUGAGCUCAUGAAGAUAUCUGCUGUGACGCAGGUGCAGCUGGAUGUGCGCAUGGCAACGGUGUCUGAGUUUUGCACUCCUGUAGUCCUUGACUCAGGAUCUGGUUUGAUAAAGGCCGGACUUGCCGAUCAGGAUCUGCCUAGUGUCGUAUUCCCUACUAUUAUCGGGCAGCCGAAAUAUGAGGAGGUGAUGAACGGGAGCUUUGAGAGGGACACGUAUAUUGGUCAUGAGGCUCAGCAGAUGAGGGGAGUCCUGGCUCUGAGGCACCCGGUGAAGAAUGGGAUUGUUUGCAACUGGGAUGAAAUGGAGAAGAUUUGGCACCAUGCUUUCCAGCAGCUGCGCGUAGAUCCCGAAGCUCACCCUGUCCUGCUCACGGAGGCUGCCAUGAACCCUGUGAACAACAGGCAGCGCUCUGUGGAAAUCAUGUUCGAGUCCAUCAACGUUCCUUACUGCUAUGUGGCCAUGCAGCCGGUGUUGGCGCUUUACUCCGCGGGCCGAUGCACCGGGGUUGUGUUUGAGUCCGGAGAUGGUGUGAGCCACAGUGUACCGGUGUUCGACGGAUAUUCUCUCGCUCAUGCGGUACAGCGCUUCCCGCUGGCAGGGAGUGAUGUCACCAUGCAUCUUAAAAAGCUCCUCCAGGAGCAGGGGGUGUCUCUGCGCACCAGCGCCGAGCUGGAGAUCGUGCGCGAGAUGAAGGAAAAGUGCUGCUGUGUGGCUCAGGACUAUGAGAAGGAGAUGACUCAAGGCGCGCCGUCGAUGAGUGAGAUGUGUUUCACCAUGCCAGACGGCCAGGUCGUGACACUUGGCACAGAGAGAUUCAGGGCUCCUGAGAUUCUCUUCAAGCCUGAGCAGAUUGGCCGAGACCAUCUUGGGAUGCACGAGUCAGUCUUCAAGUCUGUCAUCAAUUCUGACAUUGACUUGCGUCGCUCUCUCCUGGGAAACAUUGUGCUGUCAGGCGGGAACACGCUACUGCCUGGCCUGCCGGAGAGACUCCAGUCUGAACUCAGAGCUCUGGUCCCGGGUGACAUGGUGGGGAGUGUGCGUGUCAGCAGCCCGACGGACAGAGACUUCUCCGUGUGGAGAGGAGGCGCCGUGCUGGCCUCCAUGCAGAGCUUCUGCUCCGCUUGGAUCAGCCUGGAGGAGUACGAGGAGUUCGGACCACAGAUAGUCCUCAGGAAAUGCUUUUGACAGUGAAGUGUGUCAUUGAUGGUCAGCGGGACUCUGACUGACCCACCAUGAUCCUCACUUGUGGGAGUGUGUUCCACUCUGCUCUCACUACUGCUGAAUGGACUUCAAUUAAAGCUGGACUUUGAUUUGAGUCCAGGCAAAAACGUGCUGAAUAGAAACAUCUAUAUAAGCUAAUAUCAACUUAUUAUAAAAGUAUGAUUUUUAAUUAACUUCUAUACAAAGUAUUUUAAAUAUUAUUGCAGUGACUGGUGGUGAUCAGUGAAGGUCUGCUGGACUUUCUCAAACCUCCUCUACAUAUGUCUCUGACACUGUAGAACUGAAGGAGCGGUCAAGGUUUUUCCUGAAAUGCAGCUUGGUGUGUGUUGCUCCUCUUCAUCACGUGUGUGUGGGUCGAUCUCAUGCCUAAUAACUGUCCUUCUGUUGUCCAGAUUUCUGUCAUGUGUUGACGUCACACUGGUCUGGCGAUGAACGCUGCUGCUGCUGCAGGUCAGCUGGUGUGUAGUUAUGUUUCCUUCAUGUUCUCCUCUUAACUGACUUGUUUCAUAUGUUAGUUUACAAGAACAUGAUUUGUUGAUUUCAGACCUGCACUGCGGUUUCUCACAUGGUCGACCAGUGAUGUCAAAACAUGACUUUACCUUGAUAUUUGUGAUGUUUUUUUUGCAUGCAAUUGUUCUGUAUUUGCAUUAUUUGUGUGGCCGCCUGUUUGACAUGUGCUACCUGGCCAGGGUUCGGUUCUUGGGUGGGGAUUGUCAAUGGCACCGUGAUCAGUACACCACCUCAGUGUAGGACCUCCUCACUGCCAGCACUCCUAUUUAUGUGAUGUCUUUUAUAAUAAAUAUUUUAAUAUCCAGUACCGAA
Synchiropus splendidus (mandarinfish) is the source of this 6003-nucleotide messenger RNA. RefSeq lists its product as uncharacterized. The transcript has 23 exons. NCBI's taxonomy places the organism in Eukaryota, Metazoa, Chordata, Actinopteri, Syngnathiformes, Callionymidae. The coding region runs from base 178 to 5145 and encodes 1655 amino acids. The record is from RefSeq and is a predicted model, not a curated record.